AUGCUCCCCGAAGAACGCGACCUCCCCGACGGCGCCGCCAAUGACGAUGACGACACACCGCAUGAAGAGCCCCAGCUCACGGCCGACGAGGCCGCCAUGCGCGCAUUCCUGCCCGCGUCCUUUGGGAAACAGACCGUGAAGCCCAACGUCGAGGCGCAAUUCGCACAGACGCGCCGGCGCCCGCUCGACGCGCCUGACUCGCCGCCGCGGAAGGGGAAGGGGAAGCAGGUUUUUGUUGCGCAGCGCCGCGUGGAUGAUGAGGAUGAUGAGGCGGAGGUUGAGCGGCGGAAUGCUGCUGGAGGAGGAGGAGGAGGAGGAGGAGGAGGUGCUGGUGGUAGUGGUGCUAUGGCGAUGGAUGAAGACGGUGAUGAUAGUGACAGCGACGACGACGACGACGAAGACGAGUAUCCAAUCUCGCACGAGAUUGCGCUCAAAGACCACACCAAGCCCGUCUCCACCAUCAGCCUCGACCCCAGCGGGACCCGCAUCGCCACCGGCAGCCACGACUACCUCGUCAAGCUCUGGGACUUUCCCUCCAUGAGCCGCGACCACCUGCACGCCUUCCGGUCACUCGAGCCCUCCGAGUCGCACCACAUACACAGCGCGCUCUUCUCGCACGCCGACUCCGGGCAGAGCCUCCUCGUCGUGCCGGCCGCCCCACAGGCCAAGAUCCUCUCGCGCGACGGCGACACGCUCGUCGAGUUUGUAAAGGGCGACAUGUAUCUGCGCGACAUGCACAACACCAAGGGCCACGUGUCGGAGCUGACGGCGGGCGCGUGGCACCCGACGGAUCGGGGGGUGGUGGUGACGGCGGGGACGGACUCGACGGUGCGCAUCUGGGACGUGGAGAAGAAGAGGCAGCAUAGGGAUAUCAUGAAUUUGAUUGCGACGGUGGCGCUGGAUGGCGUGUUGGCGCUGUAUGCGGGUGAUGGGCCGUAUAGUCGGCCGGCGAUGGAGGUGCGGGAUGCGCACAAGAGGGAGACAUGGACGGGUGGGAUUGCGUUCUCGCAUGAUGGGCGCAUGCUGGUGACGCGGGGGCAGGAUGGGGAUAUAAAACUCUGGGACACCCGCAAGCUCAAAACCCCCAUCACAACCCGCACCGACUUCGCCACCCCCCUGCACCCCGAAGCCAACAUCGUCUUCUCCCCCAACAGCACCACCCUCAUCACCGGCGACACCUCCGGCACCCUGCACAUCCUCUCCGCCGCCACCCUGCGCACCGAACACGCCCUCCCCGUCACGCCCGGGUCCCCACUCAUCGCCACCACCUGGCACCCACGCAUAAACCACAUCCUCACGGGCUCCGCCAACGGCGAGCUCCACGCCCUCUACUCCCCCACCCUCUCCACCAAGGGCGCGCUCCUCGUCGUCGCAAAAGCGCCGCGAAAGCGCCACAUCGACGACACGACCGAGACGGCGGCCGUGUCCGCCGACGCCGUGAUCCUACCGAACGCCAUCCUUGGCACGGGCGGCGCGGGGCGGAGGGUCGUCGCGGGCGGGGGGGGCGACCCGCGGAGGCCGAAUAUGCCGGCGGUCACGCCGUGGGGGAAGAGUCAGCCGGACCAGGGACAUAUUGAGAGUAGUAUUCCGCUAGCGAGUAUGAGGGAUGAGGAUCCGCGGGCGGCGCUGCUGAAGUAUGCGGAGGUGGCGGAGAGGGAGCCGAUGUUUACGGCGGCGUGGAGGGAGACGCAGCCGGUGACGGUGUAUGCGGAGGUUGAGGAUGAGGAGGAGGAGGAGGUGGUGGGGAAGGGGGUGGGGGAGAGGGGGAAGAGGAGGAGGAGGGGUAGUGGGUGUGGGUGGUUGGGGGGGGGGAGGGGGAAGGGGAGGCUAAAAGUUAAAUUGUGA
Morchella importuna is the source of this 1845-nucleotide messenger RNA. RefSeq lists its product as uncharacterized. NCBI's taxonomy places the organism in Eukaryota, Fungi, Ascomycota, Pezizomycetes, Pezizales, Morchellaceae. Gene Ontology annotation, cellular component: nucleus; site of double-strand break. Gene Ontology annotation, biological process: regulation of DNA double-strand break processing. The coding region runs from base 1 to 1845 and encodes 614 amino acids. Gene Ontology annotation, molecular function: protein binding. The record is from RefSeq and is a predicted model, not a curated record. The transcript is spliced from 3 exons.